Molecule: messenger RNA, 3140 nt
Organism: Linum trigynum
Lineage: Eukaryota; Viridiplantae; Streptophyta; Magnoliopsida; Malpighiales; Linaceae
Source: the annotation of a GenBank genome assembly
ACUCCAAAAGAACUUAGGCAGCAGGGGAAGAGCAAUUAAUAACACGAUGAUUAUCAAUCCAAGGUCUAGUAGUAUGAUUACUCACCUGGGAAUGCGAUCAAUGAUCGCCACUAUUAAGUUCGUGGUGUCUCUUUUGCAACAGUUUUUCCGGUACCAACUCCAAGGCACUGUAGAGAGAUACUGCCAGAGGGCUCUCUACAUGGUCUACCCGUACGUCACGAUCACUUUCAAUGAACUCAAGACCAACCGGCUAUCUCGCCCUGAACUCUACUCCGCCAUUGAGAGCUAUCUCAGCUCCCAUUCAUCCACGCAAGCCAAGCGGCUGAAGGGCGAGUUACUCAAUAACAACUUGUCCAAGGUGGUGCUUAGCGCAGACGAGCAUGAAGAGAUCACAGAUGAGUUUCAAGGGGUCAAGCUAUGGUGGGUAUCCGGGAAGACCAUCGCCAACACCGUAACACUUUCUGCCCAAAAUGAUGAGAAAAGGUAUUACACGCUGACUUUCCACAAGAAGCACAGGGAUCUCGUCGUUGGACCAUAUUUGAGCUAUAUCAUGAAGGAAGGAAAAGCAAUUAAAGUUAGAAACCGGCAGCGGAAGCUUUUUACUAACAAUGGUCCACAGUGGAGAUAUGUAAUGCUUGAGCAUCCUGCAACAUUCGAAAACCUUGCGCUGGAGGCAGACAAGAAGAAGGAAAUUCUUGAAGACUUGAUCACGUUUAGCCAAGCGGGAGAGUACUAUGCGAGAAUAGGAAGAGCUUGGAAGAGGGGUUACCUUUUGUAUGGUCCUCCAGGGACUGGGAAGUCCACCAUGAUCGCAGCCAUAGCCAAUCUUCUCAGCUAUGAUAUCUUCGACCUUGAAUUGACAUCCGUGAAGGAUAAUGCCGAGCUGAGGAAGCUUCUAAUUGAGACAACGAGCAAAUCUGUGGUUGUGAUUGAGGACAUUGAUUGUUCUCUGGACCUCACUGGUCAGCGGAGGCAGCAAGCAGAGGUUGCGAAACAGAAACCAACGAGGGAAGACAGUGAGCCCAAACUAAGCUUAGUCACCCUUUCGGGACUUUUGAACUGCAUUGAUGGGCUAUGGUCAGCUUGCGGAGGAGAAAGACUGAUCAUUUUCACGACCAAUUAUGUCGAGAAACUCGAUCCAGCUCUCAUCAGGAAAGGAAGAAUGGAUAAACACAUUAAACUUUCAUACUGCAGCUUCGAUGCGUUCAAAGGGUUGGCAAAGAAUUACCUUCUGCUAGAUGAUCACCAACUCUUUGACAAGAUUCGCCAGUUACUGCAACAAACUCAGAUUACCCCGGCUGAUGUUGCAGAGCAUUUGAUGCCCAAAACUCACCCCCCGGAUCCUGAGGUGUGCUUGAAUAGUCUGGUGAGGAGCCUUCAAGCGGCUGCAGUGAAUGCGAGACCCAAAGCUGCUGCAGCCAAUGCGAGACCGAAAGCAGAUGCAGUGAAUGUGAGACCGGAAUCGUUGAAAGAACUACAUCAGGAGACUGCUGCAGUGAAUGUGAGACCAGAAGAGGCGAAAGAACUGCAUCAGGAGAAAGAAACCACUGUGUGUUCAAAAAAAAGGAAAGGAAUCACUGACCUUGAAGAAACAAAAGAAGUAAACAAGGGAAGCACCGGACAAAAAGGAAUGACACCCCAACCAGGAUUCACGGGUAUUCUAACUGACCCUGUCCGAUCAAUGCAGGUAAUGCCUGCUUUGCCCGGAUAUGGGUACGGGUAUUAUCCGGUGCAAAUUUUGGCGGGUAGGGUAGGGUAUGCGUUGGGUCAAUACCCGAUUCAGACUGUACCAAUACCCGUAUCCGCUCCCAAAACCAUGUAAUUAAGCAGCACAUGUAGUUUCUUAUCUCUUACUGCCCAUUGUCUGCCAUUCUGAAAGUGUAGUUGACAUGCAUAUGGCAUUGCAAUUAAAAACGUAAGGAUGUGGGCCUCCUAACUUAGAAAUGCCAUUUGCAAUAACAUGACAGUUCUUUCAUUUUACUGAUUAAUUUCGUUUAGUUAAUUUUAUGCAUAUGAUUCUAAGUUACACUCGAUGAGCAUGGUUAAACUCUGGGUUUGUUGAAUAUUAUUUUUGGGAUCUGGUCAGCAAGUGGAGGGGAGAGGUAAUAAAAUUUACGAAGAACCAUGUUGAGAUGCUGGACAAAGCAUUGAUCAGGGGAGGAAGGAUAGAUAAGCAUAACGGAGCUUUGUAACUAUGAUUUAAAAUGGUUUAAGGUUCUUGCUAAGAACUACCCUAGCGUUGACACUUGACAAUCACCCCACUGUUUGAGGUCGUUCGAGGUCUACUCGAGAAGACCAAGAGUAGCCCUGCUGAUGUAGCUGAUAGUUUGAUGCAGAAGGCUGUUAAAGAACAUGCCGAAAUUUGCCUGAAUAGGUUCACAACCAUGACCUCAACAGGCUGCCAAGUUAGAAAGGGGACGAAUGAAGCAGAUAAAUAAGAUGAGGUAUUAAUGAUUGAACAAAAGAGAUGAAUGGUUGGAUGAGGUAUGUUUGGCAUCAAUAGUUUAUGAUCAUAUUUUUGGUUAAGUAUUGUGAGUGUUUUGAAACUACAGAAACCUAAUGCUGGCUUUAUUCAUUUAGGAUUCUUUAGUCAGCUAAAACUAAUACCGGCAAAACAGUUCGAUUUGGUUAAUCUCGAAACCGGAAAUGUUUUAUAGCACUUUCUCUUAAAAGGAUAAUGAUUAAGCAAAACCGUUAAAGGAUCUCGAACAGUUUGGUUUUGGUCAGGAGCAAGUGAAACCGUCUAACGGUUUGGCACAGGUAUGCAAAUAUAAUUCACUCUCAGGCACGAAGUGUUUCGGCUUACAUAGUUUCUAGUACUUUUGUGGUUUCGACAGAACUGAUUAGCACAUAAAUGAUUGAAGCCUAUAAGAAAGCCAAUAAGGGUACCUAACCUAACUGGUCCAAUUUUCAGUUUAACAAGAAAAUCAAAAGCGGUUUAGCGCCCCCAGCUAAAACACGAUCAUCUUGUCUAAUUUUGUUCUGAAUUAAUAAUACUCUAAUUCUUGAUUUGCCCUUAAUGUUAGAGGGAGCUUAUCGUCCUAAUGUUAAUAGAAAAAAGUGACUAGUCCUUAUCAGAGUACAAUUCACCAUAGAGAUAGAAUUCCUCUAUGGUUCAAGAAUACAGUAAGUCAGUAACC